Molecule: messenger RNA, 255 nt
Organism: Leptosia nina
Lineage: Eukaryota; Metazoa; Arthropoda; Insecta; Lepidoptera; Pieridae
Source: the annotation of a GenBank genome assembly
AUGCUCGAAGACCGGUCCAGUGCUGUGGUUAACGAUAUUCGCGCGUACACUAGCGCGGCUAUUUAUCCAUCACUGCACAUCCGCAAUCGGAAACACGAUUUCACUGUCACACAAGCCAGAGUCGACACAAAAGUAUCACGAGUGAAACCACUGAAGACCGACGCGCGAGGCCGGCCGACCUCCACGCUGCCGAGCGCGAGUCGAAGCCUGGAAGGUGGCGAGUGGAUGGAAGUGCAGGAAUACGGUGAGAGCUGA